Molecule: messenger RNA, 840 nt
Organism: Pochonia chlamydosporia 170
Lineage: Eukaryota; Fungi; Ascomycota; Sordariomycetes; Hypocreales; Clavicipitaceae
Exons: 3
Coding region: 1-840 (279 amino acids)
Source: RefSeq, a predicted model, not a curated record
AUGUCCAAAGCACGGCUAGCCCCCGCGCUUCAGGUUUUCCAAACCCUCCAACGAUAUCCCAUCAUCCGGCCCCGACGACAACCAGACGUCCCUAUAGGGUGUGUCUCGCCGUCUCUGUCCGCGCAAACAACACAGCAAAGCAUCCUCAGUUUAUACCAUGAUCUGGGUGUCCUCGUGUUUGCGGGCUGUAGCGCCUCGCAGACAGAGAGAAUAGGCGAUAUACUACGGCAGGUAGUGAAUUGGGGAGGGCCAGGCGGCACCAUCACAAGUUUGACAGCAGGACAAUACACGCAUAAACGGGUGGAUGAGUUGCCAGCGAGAGAUUUACACGACACUCUGGAUGAGGCGAGGCCCGGACAAAUCAAGCCAGAUGCAAUUCUGAAAAUGGCGUCGUCACGGUUCCGGCAAUUACUGCAGAAACAAAUCGACGCGGUCCCUGAUCUGGAUAAAGUUUCUUUUCAGGAGAUGCAGGUUAUCAUUCCGGGGACACCUGCGCCAAGUGGCACCAUCUUGCCUGCGGAAACGGGACCCCGGAGUUUGAAGUUGGAUUCCUAUGCCACCGUGGGGGUCGACCGUGACAGCGGACAUGCCGUUGGUGAGAUACGCUUCUUUGCCGUUGGAACUGGAGAUUAUGUAGGUGCGGCGGGGAUAGAUUAUAGACUUGUGCAGGUUGAUGGGGGUAAAGUUGUGCCGCUUUGGGGACACGGUCGGUUGGAUAAGAGGAGAGGAUUGAGUACGCAGGUACAGAGAGAGAGAUUAGACGAUGUUACGGGUUUGUUGGGCAAGUUGUGGGAGUUGGAGAGGGAGGUUUGGGCGCAUAGGGCUGAGGGGCUUGAGUAG